This is a messenger RNA of Corticium candelabrum, 963 nucleotides long. RefSeq lists its product as uncharacterized. The record is from RefSeq and is a predicted model, not a curated record. Lineage: Eukaryota; Metazoa; Porifera; Homoscleromorpha; Homosclerophorida; Plakinidae. Bases 1 to 963 code for a protein of 320 amino acids. Gene Ontology annotation, molecular function: GTP binding. The transcript has a single exon.
AUGUCUCUAUCAAAAGCUGCGUCUUGCAACCGGACUGUAGUCUUCAUCGGCAGAACUGGAUCGGGAAAAUCGACAUGCGCAAACACUUUAGCAGGCAAUUUUGGCUUAUUCAAAGAAAGCGACGGGUCUGUGAGCGAGACGAAGAUCGUGGAAGCCAAAACAAUCCGUGUCGAUCGAUACGGGAAAAAAUGUAACUUGAAGAUUGUUGACACGAUUGGCAUCGGUGACACUAAACUGUCGCCUGACGAAGUCUUGCAGCGACUCGCGGCCGCUUGCAACGAGUGCAAAGAAGGAAUCAAUGCCGUACUUUUUGUCACAGGCGGACGCUUCACCGAAGAAGAAGCAGAUGCUUGGGACGUUAUGUGGCAAGUUCUGUUCGGGGAAGAAGUUCUAGAGCACACCGCUAUCGUGCGAACAAACUUCCUCAAGUUUCAAGAUCAGAAGGCAGUCGGAAUCGACAAGAAGAAGUUGAAAGAGGAGGGAGGCUCGGCUGCAAGCAGAAUCUUGCCUUACGUCAGGUACUUUCUAUAUGUUGACAAUCCGCCUGAACAGUACGGAGGAAAAGAAGUUCGCGAGUGUUCAAAGGAGAUCUUACUUAAGCAUUUGAUCGUGAACUGUGAGAAGGUUUUUCAACCGCCAGUGAUGCGUGAGGUCAAACAAAAAAUUUCUGAGCACGCAAGGGCACAUCAGGAAGCAAUAGACAAACAAGUACAGCUGAAAGCUGAGUUAAAGGAAGCUCGCGAUCAAGUGGAACGACUCCGCAUUCAAGCAGAAGUAGACAAAGCUAGCAAGGAGAAGGACGAGGCAGGCAAAGCAAUGGCGCGAGAGAUGGAAGCUAUCAUCGACCGAAAGGCGCGAGAGAGAGGUGUGGCAUCACGAAUUCUAGGAUCUGUAGGUGGGGCGAUUGACAAAACAGCUGGAUUCAUGGUCAAUACCGCCAAAAAGGCUUGCUCUGUAAUGUGA